AUGUCUGACAACGCAGAUGCGGAGUGCUUCAGCCAAAAUGAGUUGGUAGCGCCAAGUUGGCUGAAAGUUGAGUUCAUUGAGGAGGUCUUGAGAUCGAACAAAGAGGAUCCGGAACUCAAAGUAACUGACCUGAACAUCACUCCCGCUACGCUCGAGGGCGAUCACUGUGCCAGUGUAAUGUUUCGGACUACGGCGGAGUAUACCACAGCGAUGGGAACUUUUAGUACGUCUCUUAUUGUAAAAACUAUUCCUGAUCAGGAGGAACAUACAAAUGACAUGUUUAGUAAUUCGCGCUUGUUUUCGACGGAGAUCGGAAUGUACUCCAAGGUUCUUCCGGAGUUUGAGAAGAUUCUACGAGAAGCGGGCGAUAGUACCAAGUUGUACGUGCCCUGUCUGUAUUACAGCUUCGAACCACGGCAGGUGCUGAUAUUUGAGGAUCUUGUGCCCCAAGGAUACACCGUCAUUCGGAAUCGACCAGUGACACCAGUGGAGGAAAAAGCCGUAUUCACCAAGUUGGCCAAGUGGCAUGCAGUGAGCAUGAAGGUUAUUAAUGAGCAACCUGAUUUCUUGAAAGACUUUCAAUACGGGCUGAUCGAAAUGCCCAAUUUUUUGACGGGCCACCUGAUGAUCACAGGAAUGGAAAAUUUUGUCGAAAUGCUGUCUGUAAUACCUGAGCUAACAAAGUACAAGGCGUUCUUUAGUAAAAUACAAGACACCAACUUAUCCAGGAUGGCUGAAGUUAUGCAGGAGUUCCGGAAGAAUCGACAACCCGAUGGACACUACGUUCUCAGCCAUGGAGACUUCCACAUCCGGAAUAUGAUGUUCAAGACCAACAAGAAUUCGGGGACCUUCGAGGAUGUCAUGUUUGUGGACUUUCAGGUCUCCAAUGUAUCACCGUCGUCAGUGGACCUAAUAUACGCAAUAUACAGGGUGCUGGAGCCCGAGCAUCGUUGUCAACUUGGAAAGGAUGCGGUGAAUAAAUAUUACUCCGUUUUGGUGGAUACUUUGCACAAAAUUGGCUAUAAAGGGGAGCUCCCUACACUGGACGGUCUGUGGCAGAGAAUUCACUAUCAUAAAUACUAUGGCUUUUUCCUGAUGAGCACUUUUUUGCCUUUGCUCUUAGCAGUCAAAGCAAAUGCUUUUAAGAUGGCUGAGCUUGCUCAGAACAACGAUAAUAGAAAGAAAUCCUAUUUUCUAGAAGGUUACCUGGAUGAAAUCAAAAAGCUUUUACCAAAAUUCGAGGAGCUGGGUUACUUCAAUGAUAUUUAA
Molecule: messenger RNA, 1269 nt
Organism: Drosophila bipectinata
Lineage: Eukaryota; Metazoa; Arthropoda; Insecta; Diptera; Drosophilidae
Source: RefSeq, a predicted model, not a curated record